Rotaria sp. Silwood2 is the source of this 396-nucleotide messenger RNA. Lineage: Eukaryota; Metazoa; Rotifera; Eurotatoria; Philodinida; Philodinidae. The record is from the annotation of a GenBank genome assembly.
AUGCUCGAAGUCGAAUUUCUCGAUGAUCCAUGGGAUGAAUUCAAGAAGAAGAAAAGACCUCGAAAAGGCACACCAAAUUAUCAGAAAGCCAAGCUCGAAAUAUCGCUGAUCAAAGGUCAAAUCAUCUGUGCUGUUUUGCUACUUACCACCGCAUGUGCCUUUAUUCUUUUCUACUUAAUUACUUUCAUUCGAGCACGACGCGAAAAUAGGCAAACCUCAGUUCAUGCAGCUUCUCUGCCAAUACAGGCACCGUCUUCGUGGACGACUGGUAUAGCUCCACCACCAUAUGAUUCUAUCACAUUCGAUACUCAAUAUGAAUCGAGCGCACCUUUGGAUCAAUGUAAACAUGGCUAUCAAUGUUCUCAUUGCCGACAAGUGGUGCCAAUUCAUCAUUGA